Molecule: messenger RNA, 1178 nt
Organism: Megalobrama amblycephala (Wuchang bream)
Lineage: Eukaryota; Metazoa; Chordata; Actinopteri; Cypriniformes; Xenocyprididae
Gene: cts12
Product: cathepsin 12
Exons: 8
Coding region: 1-1137 (378 amino acids)
Biological process (GO): immune response
Cellular component (GO): lysosome
Molecular function (GO): cysteine-type endopeptidase activity
Source: RefSeq, a predicted model, not a curated record
AUGGUAUAUAAUGCAGAAGACGUGCUGCAGUUUCAUCCGCACCUGAGACGCUCAGCCAGUCACUUUCUGCAGAGCCUGUGCAUCAACAUGUUCGAUACCUAUCAAGCACACUGGGUGGCGCUGUUCGGUAGAGUGGCAGUGUUUACACUCUUGAUGUGGGCGCCUCUGCAGGUGGCAGCAGAUUCGGAAGAGGAGGUCGCCUCAGAGUGGACUCUGUGGAAAAAGAUCCAUAAAAUAUCCUACGAUGAAGAGAGUGACGACAUUCACAGACAGACCAUCUGGGAAACCAACAUGAAGAUGAUUGAGAGAAACAAUGAAGAUUUCCAUUUCGGAUUGUCAACGUUUAGCAUGGCAAUGAACAAAUAUGGUGACCUCACCAAGAUUGAGUAUAACAGCUUGCUGGGUGCCAAAAUCAAUGGCCCGAUAAAUAGGAGAGGAAAGGUUGCAUCUGCUCAGUCGCUCCGUUUCAAUGCUAACAGACUGGGAUUGACCAAUGUUGAUUAUCGAGCACAGGGAUAUGUGACUGAAGUCAAAGACCAGGGAUACUGUGGGUCUUGCUGGGCCUUUAGCACUACAGGUGCCAUCGAAGGCCAAACGUUCAAGAGGACGGGACGGUUGGUGUCCCUCAGCGAGCAGCAACUGGUGGACUGCUCCAGGCCUUAUGGCACGUAUGGCUGCAGCGGAGCCUGGAUGGCAAACGCCUAUGAUUAUGUGAUCAAUAAAGGCCUGGAGAGCUCUGAUAUUUAUCCCUAUACGUCGGCGGAUACUCAGCCCUGUUUCUAUGACAGAAGUUCAGUUGUUGCCAGAAUCAGAGAUUACAGGUUCAUCCCGGCCGGAGAUGAGCAGGCACUGGCUGAUGCCGUGGCAACCAUUGGUCCAAUCACUGUCGCUAUAGAUGCCGAUCAUCCAAGCUUCCUCUUCUACAGUUCAGGAAUCUACAAGGAAUCACACUGUAACCCUAACAACCUCAACCAUGCUGUGCUUGUGGUUGGUUAUGGCUCAGAGGAGGGCAAAGAUUACUGGAUAAUCAAAAACAGUUGGGGUACAGGAUGGGGAGAAGGAGGCUACAUGCGAAUGAUACGCAAUGGCAAAAAUACUUGCGGGAUCGCCAGCUAUGCUCUUUAUCCCAUCGUGUGAGACGAACGAGACAUUUUCCAAUAAAGACUAAUGAGGUCUUA